CUGAUCUAACAGCAUUGCAAAUACCGUUUACACAUCCCAUAUAAGACACACGUCUCUACACUCGUCACAGAGCAGACAUUGCUGGUUGCCAAGUGUUUGCUCCCGGUUGUUGAAUUAGACAGAAUGAUGUUGGGACUCGUCUUUCUUGUAUCAUGUGCGGUGGCUGGAAUUUCAGCUGACUGUUCUGAUGGAUAUACAGAGAUUGAAACCAAAAUAUGCACCAGAGAAGGCCUGGACAAUGCCACUGGAAGCUCUCCACAAGCGUCUACAAACUAUGCGUCCUGUCCUGCAGGGUUUCUGUUGUCCCUAAAUCCCAGAAUGUGCUUCAUCAUAAGUCCUCCAACGGACCGAAAGGACUUUGCCGCCGCCACUCAAAGGUGCGAACGGAUGCGCAACGGUCGCCUCGUCGUCCUCAAUGCUGAAGACAAGUAUGGCUACAUUGCUGGAAUUAUUUCUGUAAUUGGACCCACUGGAAAAGCAUUUGGGUCAGUCGACGACGGUUUGUGGGUAGGUCUUAAGCGAGCCUCCCUGACACUGUUCAGGUGGAGCACGGGAUCACCAUAUGUCUCCAACUGGGGGGUCGGGGAGCCGGAAAAGGUAAUUGGAGAAGACUGUGGCCAGGUGUACCCCGGGGGAGUCAGAAACCGAUUGUGCAACCUCCCACGCCGAUACAUCUGUGAGCUUGCCAUAUAACAGCCGCCACUUGUUCUGAUGUCAAUGACAGGCAACCUGUCUGUAAUUAAAGCAUACGUUGAUUACGUUGACUGAUAAUAAAGUCACAUGUGAUAACAGCU
Messenger RNA from Haliotis rufescens (red abalone), 794 nucleotides. RefSeq lists its product as uncharacterized. NCBI's taxonomy places the organism in Eukaryota, Metazoa, Mollusca, Gastropoda, Lepetellida, Haliotidae. The record is from RefSeq and is a predicted model, not a curated record. The transcript is spliced from 5 exons. The coding region runs from base 124 to 693 and encodes 189 amino acids.